Trichoplax adhaerens is the source of this 804-nucleotide messenger RNA. RefSeq lists its product as uncharacterized. The annotation marks the transcript as partial. Gene Ontology annotation, molecular function: 3'-5'-RNA exonuclease activity. The record is from RefSeq and is a predicted model, not a curated record. Lineage: Eukaryota; Metazoa; Placozoa; Uniplacotomia; Trichoplacea; Trichoplacidae. The transcript has a single exon.
AAUGAAAACUUUAUUAAGUGUCCGCAGACUGCCUUAGCUUGGUCCUCAAGAAAGCAUAGUCUGAUGCAAGAAAUUUUAAGGAGUAAAGCCGAUAUUAUCUGUCUAGAAGAAGUUGACCAUUAUUCAGAUUUUUUUCAACCUAUCCUAACAUCUCUGGAUUACAUUGGUUUUUUCGUACCUAAACCUGAUUCACCCUGUCUUUUAUACGAUGAAAAUAACGGUCCAGAUGGAUGUGCAUUAUUCUUCUCAGCCAAAAAGUUCUCCUUAAUUUUACACGACCAGUUCAUCCUUCGGAAGAAUGACGGAGAUACCAAUCAAGUCGCAAUCGUUAUAUUAUUAGAGACUACCUUUUUACCUGAGUCAAAGAAAAUUUGUAUCGUUUGCACUCACUUAAAAUCUCAUUCUAGCGAAUGGUGUGAAAACAUACGUAAGGAACAAAGUGCAUUUUUGCUGAAUAAAGUUGGUCAGCUAAUUAACUUCGAAUAUAUUCCUAUUAUCAUAUGUGGGGAUUUUAAUACCGAUCCAAAUACUCCAACUUAUACAAACUUUGCAAACUUUCAACCAUGUCAUCUUAAAAGUGCUUAUGCAUUAAACGGUGAAGAACCUAAAUUUACUACUUGGAAAUUUCGCCCUAAAUGUCAAGUGUGUCAUACGAUCGAUUAUAUUUGGUUUUCUGAUAAAUUUUUAAAGCGCGUUCAAUUCCUUGCCAUACCAACAAUGUCGGAAAUUGGCCCAAACGCUUUGCCAGCUGAGCAUUACCCAUCAGAUCACAUGUCACUGGUUGCUGAAUUUAAGUAUAAUUAA